AUGAACCCCGGUGAUGGAAUCGCACCCAUCCAAAUCAGGAAGAUGCGAAAUGACUUCGUCAGAUGCAUCAUCAAAGAUGAGGAGUACAAAAAAAAAGACGAGAAAAAAAAAGAAAUUGUCAAGUAUUGUAAAAGCUACAAAGAUUUCUGCAACAUCGUAAGCUCAGUAAAUAUGAAGCCAAUUAGGACAUAUGAGCAGAAGGUCUCCUAUGAGGAUUAUGUUAACUUCAAUGGUUCCUCCUCACAGUCUCAAAUGGAAGCUAUUAAAAGGAGAAACCGACGGAGCCAAAAUUCGCAGCUCAGCAACUUGUUUCAAAUUAAUAGCCCGGUGGAACUGCCCUCUCCUCAAGAGGUCGACGAGAGGAAGUCUGGACAAGAGAUCCAGCAAUUUCUAAACAUGUUGUCGGAGAAGCAAAAUGAUUACGCCAAUUUUAUAAAACACAAUUACACCUCUGAUGAACUCACAGAAUUGCUUAACCUAAUAACAAGAAAAUGGGAUGACCUAUUGGAGACAACUAAUCCGGAAGACCCCAUCAUGGAAAAGGCGCAACAGACAUGUCUCAAUAUCGCUAACUUCCUCAUUCAUGUGGCGAACCACUGGGAGAAGCAGAAUCUCUCCCUCUACUUCACGCAGGAUGAACUAAACCAUAUCAACUUAAACCUCCAGGACAUUAUUGGAAAAAUGGAAAAAACGGUAUCUACCUAUGAUGACGAAACGAAUGGCGAAGCAAGCAUAAUCAUAAAUCAACUCAAGGUGAUUCACUUGUAG
Molecule: messenger RNA, 768 nt
Organism: Plasmodium fragile
Lineage: Eukaryota; Apicomplexa; Aconoidasida; Haemosporida; Plasmodiidae
Exons: 2
Coding region: 1-768 (255 amino acids)
Source: RefSeq, a predicted model, not a curated record